CUUUUCGCCCACAAGAGAAACUUUGAUGACAGCUGAAAAAGCCAGUCAAGCAUAGAAAUCCUCAUAUCUUUGCAAGGUCAGUUGACAUUUAGUUUUUCUACAUUUAUUUCGUUCAAGUAUAUUUAAUGCUUUUUGUCGAAGUUAGAAAGUGUGUAAAUCAGAAAGAUUUUAGGGAUGGCCCUCGUUGGUAUCAGAAAUCUUGGCUGGCAGACUAAUAAAUCUAAUGAUCUGGUUGAAUCUUGAUUACGUACAAAUUUUUAAGAAGGUCUCACUGGGGUUAGCCGUAAGCCGUAAAACGGCCGUAAAAUUUGGCCGUUGGGCGUAAAAAUUGAGAGAGUGUAACCGCUAGUCGUAAAAAAAGUUAAGUGAUAACAAAGGAGAGAUAUUCACGCAAGAGUUGUCGUGUGUCCUAAGUUUUUGGUUUUAUAUCCGUUCACAGGAUGGCACUGCACUCUGCUAUGUCUUACUCAAUGAUGGUACUUUUACUGCUGAUCAGUAGAAACACCCAAGGCAGACCUGCAGCCCCUCAAUUCCCAUUCAGUUCGCUCAUUCCUACCACACUACCGCAAGGAUGUGACAUAUACGGAGACCGAGUGUACCUUCCUGGGGAAGUCAUAGCUGGCGAUCCUGACGGCUGUUUUGCAGUGGUUUGUACAGAGCAUGGAAUACAGAUUUGGGAUGGAGAUUGCCAUACCUCCACCGCCAACCCGAGUCCUCCCUCCUCAACCCCUGCAACAUUUGAAGUUGAACUCACAACCGAACGGCCCCCGCCAAGUUUUCCGGGGUUUCCAUUUGCGGGCGUGUAAGGCUAUCAAGGUUUAUUUAGCAUCGAGUAGAACGUUUCUCUUUAUGAUGCUAGGAAUAAUGUAGCUUAAUUACUGAUUAACUAUGUAUCAGAGGCGAAAUACUGUGUUGCAAUAAAAAGGGG
Pocillopora meandrina is the source of this 928-nucleotide messenger RNA. Lineage: Eukaryota; Metazoa; Cnidaria; Anthozoa; Scleractinia; Pocilloporidae. The record is from the annotation of a GenBank genome assembly.